UCAAAAGGCUCUAAGCUCUAACCUUCUCAGAAGCUGAUAGCGACUCCCCUCUCUUCAAUCUUUCGGGUUUCAUCGAAGACGGCGAGCCCUUUUUCGUCUUUUCAUUCUCUUCGCUCGCUUGUCAUUUCUUCACCUUCUUCGCCAUUUCUUCCCCCUCACUUCUUUUUCUGUUCUCCUUUCGCUUUCAUCUACCCCCAGCUCAGUCAUCUUUAUUCCCUCACGCUUCUUACACCAUACCCAGAAAUACUCAUUCUCCCACAAUCGCUUUUCGCCGCAGAAAUGAGUUUCUCUGGUUCUUCCACGGAGGCUAAACGCCGCACAGUUCGUACCCUCGUCGGAAAACUGAGCUCUGUGUUGGAGAAAACCCGGGUCGAUGCUCUGUGCCAGCUUCGUCUUAUGACGAAGCAAGACCCGGAGAUUCGUCCUCUGAUUGUUGAUUCUGGUGCAAUUCCUUACCUAGCAGAAACACUUUAUUCGUCUACGCCUGAUUCUCAGGAGAACGCCGCGGCGACGCUUUUGAAUAUAUCGAUCUCCUGUAAAGAGCCUCUGGUGUCCACGCGCGGCGUUCUCGACGCGAUUUCACAUGUUUUGUCGAAUCAUAGAUCUACGUCUUCUCCCUCCGCCGUCCAAUCCUCCGCCGCCACGUUACACAGCCUCCUCGUUAUUGAUGAGUACCGGCCGAUCAUCGGAUCGAAGCGUGACAUCGUGUACGCACUUGUUGACAUAGUCAAGAGCCUCAAUUCGCCGUCUAGAUCGAUCAAGGACGCUCUCAAGGCCUUGUUCGGAAUCUCGCUUUACCCGCUUAAUCGGAGCACGAUGAUCCAUCUCGGUGCGGUUGCGCCGUUGUUCUCUCUGGUUGUGAAGGACGGAAGAGUCGGGAUCGUGGAGGAUUCGACGGCGGUGAUCGCACAAAUCGCCGGCUGCGAGGAGAGCGAAGAGGCGUUUCGGAAGGUAUCAGGAAUCGGAGUGUUGGUGGAUCUGAUGGAUCCGGUGACGGGAUCGAGUAUGAGGACGAAGGAGAAUGCUGUGUCUGCGUUGUUGAAUCUGGUGAUGUGUGGAGGGGACAAGUUAGCGGCGGAUGUGAGAGAGAAAGCCGAGAGGGCAAUGGACGGCCUCGCCGACGUGGCGGAGAACGGCAGCGCAAAGGGGAAGAACAAGGCGGUGGAACUGUUGAAGGUGUUGUUUGAUGAUGAUGGAUUUGGAAGCGACGGCCAUGGAUUGACGGAUCAAUCUUCAUGAGUUUCACUGAAAAUUUGAGUUGAUUUUGCUGAAUUUGAUCGAAUCUCCGUACAAUUCUUUUGCCUUUUUUUUUUUGCCCCUUGUUUUCUCCUCUAAAUCUAGAGUUAAGGUGAGAUGAAUGCUGAAUAGUGUAUAAAUUAGGGUUCUUAAUUCAGUUGUAAACAGUAUCAUAAUCAUCAUCCUGUCCUGUAAAGUCUGACAGAAAAUGGCAUAUUUAUAUUUAUUAAUAACAGAUUCAUAUCAUUCUUUCAUAA
Molecule: messenger RNA, 1493 nt
Organism: Prosopis cineraria
Lineage: Eukaryota; Viridiplantae; Streptophyta; Magnoliopsida; Fabales; Fabaceae
Product: U-box domain-containing protein 4
Exons: 1
Coding region: 280-1239 (319 amino acids)
Cellular component (GO): cytoplasm; nucleus
Molecular function (GO): protein binding
Source: RefSeq, a predicted model, not a curated record